CCUCCCGACUCACUCUUCUUCCUCAUCAUCUUUUUUAGCUUCACCUCGUCUGCUCUCUACUUGCUUUGCUUGUUGAUUUCUGUCUGUAUAUUGUACAGUUCAGUAAUGGAAUCCGCUUGGGUGAAUACGACGCUGGAUCUCAACAUUAACCCUUUUGAUCAUUCCAACAAAGCUCUGAGGAGAGAAGCUGAUGGGAAAAUGGGCGACUUCGAUGUGAAAGCCCCAGUUAAACAAGAGACUGGAGUUUUGGUGGAGGAAUUGAACAGGGUUAGCGUCGAGAACAAGAAGCUAACUGAGAUGCUAACGGCUUUAUGCGAGCACUACACUUCUUUGCAAAAACAAUACAAGGAAUUGGUGAGCAAGAACACUGAAACUGAAGUUGCAGCAACAUCUACAAAGAAGAGGAAAGCCGAGUGCGAAGAUUACAGUGCUACCGUGAUUGGCUUCACUGCAAACGCUAAGAGCGGCUGUAGUGAUGAAAACUCAUGCAAAAAGCCCAAGGAGUGCAUUAAUGCCAAAAUUUCAAGAGCGUGCGUACGCACAGAUCCUUCCGAUAACAGCCUGAUUGUGAGAGAUGGAUAUCAAUGGAGAAAAUAUGGUCAAAAGGUCACAAGAGAUAACCCUUCCCCCAGGGCUUACUUCAAGUGCUCCUUUGCCCCAAGUUGUCCGGUGAAGAAAAAGGUGCAAAGAAGUGCUGAAGAUCCUUCGAUCUUGGUCGCUACUUAUGAAGGAGAGCACAACCAUGCACACCAUUCGCCGGCUGCAUUACCAUCGUUAAGCCCCGUUAAUAGUGGUUCCACCACACCCAACAACCCUCGUUCAGCUCCUGUUUUUUCUUCUUCCUCAUCCCCCGCCAACUCUUCGGCUCCUACUGUAACUCUGGACUUGAUGAAACCAGCUGGAUCGGAUGAUGGUACAAAAAAACUUACCCAACAAGUUGAUCAACCGGCAAUUCAACAGAUUUUGGUUCAACAAAUGGCGGCUUCUUUGACUAGGGACCCCAAUUUCACAGCAGCACUAGCUGCAGCCAUUUCUGGAAAAGUUCUAGACCAGAAGUGGUAAGAUUCAACAAACUUGGGGAGAAUUCCAUAGUUCUUUAGUUUUAUUUUUUUUGUUGAAAUUGGUAGAGAGAGUCUGAAUUGAACUGAUGUAAAUAGAAUAUUGAAUCUAAUAUAAAAAAAAGUGAAAAACUAGAAGAAGGUAAUUCUUUUCUUUGCCCAAGUAAUUUUCAGU
Messenger RNA from Hibiscus syriacus, 1233 nucleotides. RefSeq names its product probable WRKY transcription factor 40. The transcript is spliced from 4 exons. Bases 106 to 1062 code for a protein of 318 amino acids. Gene Ontology annotation, biological process: regulation of DNA-templated transcription. NCBI's taxonomy places the organism in Eukaryota, Viridiplantae, Streptophyta, Magnoliopsida, Malvales, Malvaceae. Gene Ontology annotation, molecular function: DNA-binding transcription factor activity; sequence-specific DNA binding. The record is from RefSeq and is a predicted model, not a curated record.